Molecule: messenger RNA, 1272 nt
Organism: Fusarium proliferatum ET1
Lineage: Eukaryota; Fungi; Ascomycota; Sordariomycetes; Hypocreales; Nectriaceae
Exons: 1
Coding region: 1-1272 (423 amino acids)
Source: RefSeq, a predicted model, not a curated record
AUGACCACUUCCCUGGGAACAGGCACGGAAGAUUCACUCUCGUCUGGUUCUCAUGAAGAGGUCCAAAUUCUCAAUCCGGCAAUGCUAAGCACCUCCAGCUUCCCGCAAUUUAGCAAGUUUCCUCCUGAGCUUCGCGAUAAGAUCUGGAUACAAUCCCUAACCCACGAAAGAAUCCUCAAAAUAUAUAGCGAGGAACGCCGCAUCGAACUCAGAGAGCGCAUCGCCAUGAGCAAGCUCUUUGUUACCAACCGCGAAUCUCGUGCCGCCGCCAAAAGAUUCUACCGUGUUCAUAUCCCCUGCACAUAUGUCCAUACGACCAGCACCUACGAUGGGAUCCUUUACUUUAACCCAGAGCUCGACAUUAUACACGUUUCCGGGUGGAGUUAUUUCCCAGAACUCGCACAUCAUAUAUGGAGACUUGAUCCACUCCACGUCGGCAUUGUCAACUUGGCUCUGCAGACCUAUCGGAGCUGUUGCAGGUAUCAUUAUUCCACUAGCUCAUUCAAAACAGACUGUGACUUGGAAAAAAUCAAGGCGGCAAUCCAGCGGUUGAAAAGAUUCAUCUUCGUAGGCGUGUAUGAUUCUGAAACCUGCCAAUACCCCGAAAAUCGGCAAAGACCCGACCGUGGCAUUGCCAGCAGCCCUUUUGUGCCUGUCAAACCACACGUCCCUGUAUUUCAGACUAUGGAGCAGGAUCCCAGGGCCGUGGGCGACUUUCUUGAUGGUGUAGAUCUCGACGAAAUGAUAAGUCUGUCAGAUAUUGUGGCCGAUUGGUUCGAACAUCUUGAAGAAUGGGGAAUUAAUAACGACCCUACACUUCUCUACCAGAUCAUGACAAGCUACCCAGAUUGCGAUCCGGAGAUCAUUGCUAGAGAGAAUGAGCGCUGGGCGCCUGACCUGGGCGAUCAGUCGUCAGGCUUAUCAACUCCAAAUAGCACCCUUUCAAAGUCAGUUCAGGCAGUAUACCACAGAGAGGAUGCAGUCGCCUUUGCUGAGAAUGAAAUGGACGAAAAAAAACGCAUUCUGGAUCAAGUUUUAGAAGAAGACAGCGAGGCGGAUGUUGAGAAGAUAUCCAGAGAGGGUGUGACGCCGGCGUUUGGAUUCUGGCUAUUCCCCCUGGAAGCGCUACCUGCGGUGAGACUUGAUGCCAUAUCAAGGGUGGUGAUCGAGGAUUUCCGCACAGAACUACAGAAACGGUUCAAAAAGCAUACUCCGCAACUAUGUUUGUCUCAUCUUCCGGCCGACAAUCCUAAUGAUCCUCAAUACCCAUGA